ACAAAACUUUUGCGUGUGGUGUGUUUCGACGCCACGCCUCUGCGCGUUUUCUUCCGAGCGCUGAUUCCAUACCAAUUUCAUAAUUUGCAUUCCACCGUUUUCUUUCUGUCAAACACUAGUGUUUUUACUGUUUAAAUUUCGGAGCAAGGGUUGUUCAGAAACAGGGUUCUACCUAGAGAAGUUCGUCCCUGUGAAAACAGAGCUGGGAAGCCGUUGUGAGGUGAGUGUGUAGCUGGAACCGUCAUCAUUGCGUCGGAGUGGAGUUGCCGAAGCAGCCCUGAUGGGGCGCAGGAGGAGAGUGGUAAUGGAGAGGGACUGGCAGAUGGGGCUGACCGUGGAUUGGACGGUGACCCUGAAGGCGUGUGGAGUCCAGACAUCGAGCAGAGCUUUCAAGAAGCGCUGGCUAUCUACCCUCCAUGCGGGAGGAGAAAGAUCAUACUUUCAGAUGAGGGCAAGAUGUAUGGUCGAAAUGAGCUGAUAGCUCGUUACAUAAAGCUCCGAACUGGGAAGACGCGUACCCGCAAACAGGUAUCUAGUCACAUUCAAGUUUUGGCACGUAAGAGGGUACGUGAAUACCAAGCAAGCAUCAAGGUCUCUAGUCACCUGCAAGUGUUGGCCAAGAGAAAGUCUCGUGAAUUUCAGUCUAAGCUGAAGGCCAUGAACUUGGAUCAGGUAUCCAAAGACAAGGCACUCCAGACGGUGGCCAACCUGUCGUCAGCUCAGAUUGUUUCUACGAGUGUAAUGAAACCUCAGACUCCCUUUCCUCCACCAGUCAGAUACUGGCCCGGACCUGUUCCAGGACAGCCUGGACAUUCUCAGGACAUCAAGCCCUUUGCACAGCCUCCGUACACUACACUACCAGCGCCUGUCCCUCCACCUAUCAGUUAUGAGACGUUGCCGCCUCCUCGGCCCACAGCCAUCGCCGCUCCUGUAUGGCAAGAUAGAACCAUUGCUUCUGGAAAACUACGCCUGCUUGAGUACUCUGCUUUUAUGGAGACUCAAAAAGACAGGGAGACGUAUAAACACCUUUUUGUUCACAUUGGACCAUCAAAUCCAGGCUACAGCGACCCGGUUUUGGAGUCUAUAGAUGUGAGACAGAUUUACGACAAGUUCUCGGAAAAGAAAGGAGGUCUGAAGGAGCUGUAUGAAAAGGGGCCUCACAAUUCGUUCUUUCUCGUCAAGUUUUGGGCGGACCUAAGCGGUGACAUUGAGGAGGGUUCUGGUGCCUUUUACGGAGUGAGCAGCCAGUACAGCGGUUCCGAAAACAUCACCAUCAGUGUUUCCACCAAGGUUUGCUCCUUCGGAAAACAGGUGGUGGAAAAGGUUGAGACAGAAUACGCUCGAUUAGAAGGAGGAAAGUACAUGUUCCGCAUCCAUCGUUCACCUAUGUGUGAAUAUAUGAUCAACUUUAUCCACAAACUCAAACAUCUGCCAGAGAAAUACAUGAUGAACAGUGUGCUCGAGAACUUCACUAUUCUGCAGGUGGUGUCCAACAGAGAGACCCAGGAGACGCUGCUGUGCAUUGCCUUCGUGUUCGAAGUGUCCACAAGCGAGCACGGAGCUCAGUACCAUGUUUAUCGCCUCGUCAAUGACUAGCCGCACGUCUGGUGCAGAGACUCAUCGGACUUUUGAUACAACCGACUUUAAAACACUAUUUCCAGCUCGGCACACAGAGCCCCAACUCCUUUUACUCUGAACACACUCGUUAUUUUUAUUCUUUUAUUUUGUUUUAAAUUAGACCAACCGUCACACCGUAGUCACAUUUUUCGCUUGUUUGAUGUCUACAUUUUACAGUUGGUAAGCGAAGCACAUCCCAGAAUGCACCAGCGGUCAUUGAAAUGUUUGCUCAGUGCCUGUUUUGUUUGCUUUUAAAUUAGAAACGCGAUUAAUUGACGCUGCAGGAAAGAAAACCAAAACUAGCUGGAAUUUUGGUCAGGGACUUUUUCUUGCAUGGUUAAAACAUUUUAAACAAUGGGAUUAAAGCUGUGGUGAGGCAUGUUUAUAUAUCGUAGUAAAGACUGAAGUGAGACGAGUUUAAAUAUACUUUUCUAAACAAGUGAUUUUAGUGAGUGUCAUUGUAACCUGCCAUGUUGGUGUUUUUUGUUAUUUCUGUAUCUUUGAAAGGUACAAAUUCUGUUACGUGAAAAUCAUGGACUUUAAUCAGUUUGAUCAGAGAUAGGAUUAUCUUAUUGCAGAGAGUCUGCUUCGCCUCAGACAAUAAUGCACUACAUGUAAAGAUGUGCAUGUCGUAUUUAUUUUUAAACACUAUAAUAAUGUAAGGAGAGAGCAAUAUUAUAGAAGCAUUAGUUUGUCUUCAGUGAUGCACACUGCGGAGGUAAAAUUGACCAGAAUAUUGGCUUCAAACUGUUAGGAAAUAACAAAAUUCGAAUUAGUUUCACACUUUUUAUUGUUCAAAUGUAUUUUUAUUUUUUUUAAAGGUUCAUAAACAAAAGGCUAUAUUUACUCUGACUGUGUGGGCUUGCUGGAGUAUUUCUACCUCCACCUGAGUUAAAGAUAAGAAUGUGCUAAGCUGAGGAGCACUGAUGUAUAGGAUGUGUACACUACAUUUGUAUUGGUACUAUGUUUAAGCCAAAACAAUAACAUGUGUUUUGUAAGGUAUUUCUUUUUGUAUUUCACCAACACAGUGAGAAAGCAUGAUAAAUGACGGAUGUAUAGGUUGGAUCUUGAUGUAUGGAUGGUACAGACUACAUUAACGUCACCCUCAGUGCAUUGGGGUAGAUUUUUACCUGUCAACACUAACGAACUAUCCAUCUGACACUUUUACCUUUUGUUAAAUAUUUAGUAAACUGGUACGCAUGGCUUUCACCCUCUUUUUUUAAAAUUUUUUAUAUACAUCUCUAUACAUAUAUAUUUGCUGGCUUGAUUACCUAUACUAUUACAGGAGACUGAUUCUGUUUUAAAUAGAUAUGGCUAAAAUUCAAUUUUUAUUGUGGCUUAGAAGAGAAGGGCUAUGUUUUUUUCCUGUCUAUGAAUCACAAUUUUAGAAUAAAAUCUGUGCCUUUUAUGCUGUACCAGUAAAUUCACGUCUGAGUCGGAAAGAGGAGACAAAUUAUCAUUUUAAACGACUUUUUGAAUAAAAAUCUUAAAUUAAGUUCUA
Messenger RNA from Girardinichthys multiradiatus, 3118 nucleotides. It is a transcript of the gene tead3a, whose product is annotated as TEA domain family member 3 a. NCBI's taxonomy places the organism in Eukaryota, Metazoa, Chordata, Actinopteri, Cyprinodontiformes, Goodeidae. Gene Ontology annotation, molecular function: DNA-binding transcription factor activity, RNA polymerase II-specific; RNA polymerase II cis-regulatory region sequence-specific DNA binding. The transcript has 14 exons. Gene Ontology annotation, biological process: regulation of transcription by RNA polymerase II; hippo signaling; embryonic organ development. The record is from RefSeq and is a predicted model, not a curated record. The coding region runs from base 457 to 1596 and encodes 379 amino acids. Gene Ontology annotation, cellular component: transcription regulator complex.